UGCAAAUAAAUGGCUUGUGUUGUGAACUGCUUCCGAACUUCCGAGGCUCCAACGGAUUCCCCAGGACUGGCUAAAGGUAAAACAACUAUGGAAAAUGCAUAACUCGCUGGUGUCCAAGUUGCUGGUCCGCCUGCUUCUGCUGUUUGCUCUGGUGACUGUCGCAUCCAUUGUGGUUCUCACCAAAUGCGGAUUUGACGAGUUGACCACGCGGGAAGCACAGCCCAGCAAUCCAAGUGAAUCCAGCGGCUUCAGUUAUGCUCUGAGCGAGCGCGAAGCAGAAAUUGAAAGGCUUAAGCAUGAAGUUCUUUCCCUACGUACGCAAAUUCUUUUUCUGAAGAAUAACCACAGCAGCCACAAUAGUGGAAAGUUGUCCAAUGGCAGUCUGCAGCUGGUGGAGACCACAGUGGGUCCACAGUCUGCCCCCUUAUCGCACCACUACGACUGCAGUAGUUAUAUCCGGAAGCAGGUUGGUGCCGCUGAAAUUCUUCACGGAUUGCCGCUGAAUAACGAAUAUGAGCUGGUGCCCUACAACCAUUUCACAUUCACCCGGGUAUAUCCCAUCGACUUGGGCCUGGGCAAGCGGGUGGUGGAGAAGCCCAUUGGCUAUAGGCGGCGCGAUCUCAUCGAGGCUGUUAACAAGGCUCUGGAGAGCCUGAACCGAAAUCACUCGGCCAAGAUAAGAGCCAAGGGAGCUGUGGCAGGGGCUCCCACGGAUGCGAUCAAGUACACUUUGGACGACUUCGUCGAGGGCAUCUACCGCAAUGAGCCCACAACUGGCACUCAGUACGAGCUCUAUUUCCAAAGCGUUAAAAAUCAGGCGAGCCCGGUGCGAAGGGCACUAGUUAUGCGACCGUUCGCCCCCCUGCAAACAGUUCAGCUGUCGGAGCUGACCCCGACUGCAGACGCCACAAGAUCCAGUCCACCCGUGAUCCAUGUGAUAAUGCCCUUGGCCGGGAGGUUGCACAGUUUUCUCAGCUUCCUGCACAUGUUCUCCAAGCUUGAGGAUCGGCAAUUGGAGCUCAUUGUGGUUUACUUCGGUGUCAGCGGUCUUGACCAGGCCCGUCGAAUGGUCAGUCGAUCGAAAAGAACACAACUUAUAGCCCUCAAUGAGACAUUUAGCAGAGCCAAAGCUCUCAGAAUUGGCGCGGAGCAUGUAAAGCCCGCUGGAGAGGAUGUCCUGCUCUUCAUGUGCGAUGUGGAUAUUAUGUUUACAACCAGAUUCCUAGAGCGUUGUAGAUGGAAUGCAGCCCCUGGAAAGAAGGUUUACUAUCCUGUGGUUUUUAGCCUCUACAAUCCCCAUGUGGCUUAUACCCUCCAAGGAAAGCCGCUGCCCAGCGAUGAGGAGCAGCUGGUGAUCUCCAGGGACACUGGAUUCUGGCGAGACUUUGGCUAUGGAAUGACGUGUCAGUACCGCUCCGAUUUUCUGCAAGUUCGCGGUUUCGAUGAGGAGGAAAUAGUUGGCUGGGGCGGCGAGGAUGUAAUGCUGUAUCGAAAAUAUGUACGCUCCAAAAUCAAAAUUAUACGUGCCACCGAUCCUGGUAUCUUUCAUCGCUGGCACAUAAAGAUAUGUUCCAGUUCCCUGACUGCGGAUCAGUAUCGAGCCUGCAUUCGAUCCAGAGCUCUGAAUGAAGCGUCUCAUGCCCAGCUUGGCUUUUUGGCCUUCCGGGACGAUAUAGCUGCUGCAAACGCUGCCAACUUGAACUUGUGA
Drosophila bipectinata is the source of this 1708-nucleotide messenger RNA. It is a transcript of the gene Csgalnact, whose product is annotated as Chondroitin sulfate N-acetylgalactosaminyltransferase. Gene Ontology annotation, cellular component: Golgi cisterna membrane. Lineage: Eukaryota; Metazoa; Arthropoda; Insecta; Diptera; Drosophilidae. Gene Ontology annotation, molecular function: glucuronosyl-N-acetylgalactosaminyl-proteoglycan 4-beta-N-acetylgalactosaminyltransferase activity. The record is from RefSeq and is a predicted model, not a curated record.